Molecule: messenger RNA, 717 nt
Organism: Bacidia gigantensis
Lineage: Eukaryota; Fungi; Ascomycota; Lecanoromycetes; Lecanorales; Ramalinaceae
Exons: 1
Coding region: 1-717 (238 amino acids)
Biological process (GO): pyrimidine ribonucleoside biosynthetic process; 'de novo' pyrimidine nucleobase biosynthetic process; pyrimidine nucleotide biosynthetic process
Cellular component (GO): cytoplasm
Molecular function (GO): orotate phosphoribosyltransferase activity
Source: RefSeq, a predicted model, not a curated record
AUGUCCACCCCAGACCUUCCAGCCUACAAAGCCGACUUCCUGUCCGCCUGUCUACGCGGCUCCGUCAUUCAAUUUGGCUCCUACACCCUCAAAUCCGGCCGCACGGGCUCCCCCUUCUUCUUUAACGCCGGUCUUUUCCUAACCAAUGCAUCCCUCUUCCACUCAAUCCAGACAGCCUACGCCCAAACUCUUCUCCAAUCCACAGUCUCUCACCCAGACUUUGGCUUCGACGUCCUAUUCGGGCCCGCCUACAAGGCUAUUCCUCUCGCUGCAGCUACAUUCUCAGAGCUCGCUAGAUUGGAUGGGGCAAAAUUUGGGCACGUUGGUUGUGCUUUCAAUAGGAAAGAGGUGAAGGUUCACGGCGAUGGUGGAAGCUUGGUGGGAGCAAAAUUGGAGGGCAAAAGGGUAGUGGUGCUAGAUGAUGUUCUCACGGUGGGUACAGCGGUGAGGGAAUCUGUGGAUAUUAUAAAAGCGCAGGGAGGAACCCUCGCGGGAAUUGUGAUUGCUUUAGAUCGAAUGGAGAAAUUGCCAUCUACAAAAGAAGGGGAAGAGGCACCAAAUAUUAGUGCCAUUGCGCAAAUGCGAAGAGACUUUCAAGUGCCAGUACUGAGCAUCAUCUCGGUGCUUGACCUUGUAGAAGUCCUCAGAGCGAGUGGAAGCGAAGGCGAUUUGCAGCGGAUCAUUGAAUAUAGGAAGUUAUGGGGAACUGAGGAAUGA